GUGCUGAGCCGGGCAGUAUACCGGCGUGGUUGGUGAGUGUGAGGCAGUGGGGCAGAAAUGUGACUGCAGGAGAGACUGUGAUAUUUCAUCACCAACACAGACGAUGAGAAGAGCAAGAAUCGCCAUUAAACCCAACAUCAGGCCUGGGGGUCGAAGUGUUACCGGUGGAGAGCAGUCGUCACAAGCCCCCACAGAUGGAGCCGUCACAGCUGAGAAAGCAGCCAGACCCUCACUCUCUCCCUCUCCCCAGCCGAGCCCACCGGAGGAAGGGCCGGCCCAGGCAGUGGGUGUUAAAAACACACCCACCUCACCUUCAGAGAAGGCCUCCACUGACCUAAGUAAUGGAGCGCCCUCCAGUGGCACCACUACCACCCCAGCUCCAGUUCCACAGAGAAGAAUGAGGAUCUCAGUCACUCCAAAACUUGCUGGACCCAAAGCCACAUCCACACCUCGACUGCCUACCAGAGUUCCUCGCUCUGUGCCGCCCACAUUACCCAAAGACGCACCUUUACCAGUGCCUAAUGCACAGUCUGAGACCCCAGCUCCUGACAAUCUGCCUGAACUCAACAUCUCAGGCUUCACAUCCCCCACAGAAGGACCCGGACAGUCUUCCCAUACACAUCCACCUUCUUCUCCAUGCCUUCCAUCAACCUCAUCAACCUCUGAUCUUUAUAAGCCUCUCGCCCAUGAGAAAAAGUCAUCAGUGGAGUCAUCCAGCUCUCCAUCCUCUCCACAGCCUGGACAAGUACCUCAGCAACCUCCACACGAGCCAGAACCUCACAAAUAUCCAACAUCAGGAUCCGAUAUGCCUUCUCCCGGCGGGAACCUCUCCUGCUGUGAUGUUCCAGGGUCUCCCCAGAAAGGAAAUGCAAAGGAAUCAGACAAAGAGAGGAUCCUGAGGGCCCUUAAACUGAAGGAACUGAUGAAGAUUGAACGGAGAAAAGAUAUUAAGAAGGAGAAAAGAGGGUCCCGACGAAAGCAAGAAUACAUUUCUGCAGACCGCAGUAAGAUGACCAUGGGUGACCUCAUCUACUACCUCCCUAACACCAGUCCUAUGAGGAAUUCCACUGUCUGUGAGGGGACUGAAGAAGAGAUUGUUGUUCCACCGUCUCCCAAGGUCCCAGAGAAAAAAGCUCCAGAGUGGGAGGAUGAGGAGGAAGAAGAGGAAGAGGGUGAGGAUGAGGGGAUGUUGAUGCCGAAGGUCAGAGUUGCAGAGGAUGGCUCCAUUGUUUUGGAUGAAGAGAGUCUGACUGUGCGAGUUCAGAGGACCUCUACAACCAAAGCGGUGGAGAACUCCAGCGCCCAGUUUGAACAAGGAUUUACCACAACCUACAGAAGCUUCAGAAACUGGACCCAUGUGAAGAGCUGGUCAGUUAGAGAAACAGACAUGUUCUUCUUGGCCAUCAGCAUGGUGGGGACUGAUUUUUCUCUCAUUGGUAUGCUGUUACCUCACCGUAGCCGCACAGAGAUUAAGAACAAAUUUAAAAAGGAGGAGAGAGCAAAUUCAUGGAGAAUUGACCAAGCAUUCAGAAACAAACGACCGUAUGACAGGGAGUUCUUCAGCUUUCUGCUGGAGAAGGUUUUGGCCAAAGACAAAGAAAAGGGAAAAUCUGUCAAAUUGGUGCUGAAUACACCCAAGAAACGCCAAAAAGCCAGAGGAAAGAAAGCUGCAAAGAGUAAAGAACAAUGCCUCACUGUUUUCAGUGAUGAUGAAGACUUUAACAUGGAGGAUGGAGACCAUAUGGAAGCAGAAAAGGAAAAUGAAGAUCUUCCUAAUGUGAAUGACGCUGAGGCGUCAGUCCCUGCCAAAAAGAAGCGCAAGCGUACAAGAACUGUUGGUGAGGGUACAGACAAGGAGGAUUGCUGUGAGGAUCAAGACAGCAAGAAAACAAAAAAGAGUAAACGAACCAAGAAGAGCAAAAAAGAAGUGCCCUCUCCUGAAGAUGAUUCUGAAGGUGUUCAUAUAGUCGACGACUCUGUUAGUGCUGAUAAAGAGAAUGAGCCUGACUUGAGUGCAUCUGCUCUUAAAAAGAAACGUAAACGCUCGAAGAAGACUGAAGAGGAGAAGCAGGAUGAAACACCAGUUGAAGGAAGCAAGAGCAAAAGAAGCAAAAAGUCCCUUAAAGUUAACGACAGCCUUGAAGAUACCACCAGUGCUAAUGCAGAAAGCAGCAUUGUGGAUGACGGUGACUCUGUGACGGUGACUCUGUGGCGUAGACGCUCUCAGAAAGCUGACCUGAAAGAAGACACGCCUUCCACUGAGAAAAGCAGCAGAAAGAAGAAGUCGCAGAAAGGAACAGUCACAAAUGAGAGACCUGCAGAAGAUGGAGAAGCCAAAGUAGCUGCAGAAGAUGGAGAAGCCAAAGUAGCUGCAGAAGAUGGAGAAGCCAAAGUAGCUGCAGAAGAUGGAGAAGCCAAAGUUGCUGCAGAAGAUGGAGAGGUUUCAGAAACGAAAAAAAUGGAUACCAUCAGUUCAGCUAAAGAGAAGGAUAAGGCUCCAAAAAGAUCUACCAAGCAACCUAAGAAACCAACACCUAAUUUAACUAAAAGGAGAGUUUUGAAGCCUUCUGAAUCAGAAACCACAGCCAAAACUGAUGAGAAGCUUCAAGAGAGUCAAAUUGAAGAGAACAGUGAAGCUGUUGUGGAGAGAGAGAGCAGGCCUUUAGACAUCGAUAAACUUGAGAAACAGGCGGUGGUUCCAGUGGAAAAGACUCCUCCAAGGAUUGCAAACCUGUCUAGCCCUUCUAAAGUCAGACACAAAAGCAAUGAAGAAUCUGAGGAUCCUCCUGCUCCUCCAGCUGACGGUGAGAGUUCCUCUGGCCAGCAGUUACGGAGGCGAAGAGCAGAAAGAGUGAAGCGCAGUUUGACAACUGAGGAAAAGAAGAAGAAGAAGAAGGGGAAAAGAAAAGCAGUGACGGAUCAGGAUGAGUCUGAGCAUGAUCUAGGAGCCUCAGCAGAGGAUAUGAGGAGUCCAACAGAUCUGCUGGAGGAAAUGGUUUCUCAAAGAUCUGAGGAGACAGAAGAUGGGAGCCUCUUGGACGAGAACCUGAUUGACUUCUCAUGUCUUCAUCAUUUAAACAGUCCAGUUUCCCAAAGAAAGCCAAUGGUGGUGUUAUCUCGUGAAGACGUGUCCAUGAUCCUUAAUGUUGAGAACCCAACAGAUGAAGAGGAUCCAUCUGUGAGUCCACUGGAUUUGUCUCUGAACACAGAGCUGUCCUUUCCUCUCCAGUGCAGCAAUCUUCUCAUGGAGGAGAAUGCUGAAGCAGCUCAGGUUAAGCCUGGGGUUGAUGAACACGAGAAUGCUCCUCAGGAAACACCAUCAAGUAGUUUUGCCUUGGAGGAGAAGCAAUAUGAAGACUUGGGACUAACAGAGCUUUUAUCGGGCUGGCCUGCUAACUCAACUACAGGAAACCUUCCCUCUUUGGCAUCAGAUGAUGUUCCAACAUCAGCAAAGGAUCUUAAAGGCUAUCCACAUGCCGCAGAUCUUGAGACCAUGCCUUCUAAGUAUUCCGUCUACACCAAAUCUGAAGCACCUGAGCCUCUUGAAGCUGUGAAACAAGGUGCUUCAAUGCCAUACCAAGGAACAAUGGUGCAAUCAAAUACCUGUAUGAUGGAAACCUCAGAAAUUAAAGAGCGAUCUCAAGAAUCUGUUGUGGCAACCUCUAAAGUCAUGACAAGAUCUCAAGGCUCGGUGAAGAUAACACCAGAAAUCAAGGAAGUACCUCAAGAGUCUUUUGUGGAAACCUCUAAAAUCAUUAUGAGAUCUCGAAGCUCUAUAACUGUAACACCGGGAGCCUCUGAAGCUUUGAAGAGCUCCCAGGAUUAUAAUCUGGAAAUACCAGAAAUUAAACAGGGAUCCCAGGAAUCUGUUUUGGCAACUUCUGAGGCUUUGAAGAGCUCCCAGGAUUAUAAACUGGAAAUGCCAGAAAUUAAACAGGGAUCCCAAGAGUCUACUUUGGCAACCUCUGAAGCUUUGAAGAGCUCCCAGGAUUAUAAUCUGGAAAUGCCAGAAAUUAAACAGGGAUCCCAGGAAUCUGUUUUGGCAACUUCUGAGGCUUUGAAGAGCUCCCAGGAUUAUAAACUGGAAAUGCCAGAAAUUAAACAGGGAUCCCAAGAGUCUACUUUGGCAACCUCUGAGGCUUUGAAGAGCUCCCAGGAUUAUAAACUGGAAAUGCCAGAAAUUAAACAGGGAUCCCAAGAAUCUGCUUUGGCAUCCCCCCUCUUGACGAGGUCAAGGGGCUCUGUAAAGCUAACACCAGCAAUCAAGGAAGCAUCUCAAGAGUCUGUUUUCCAGGGUUCUACACUGGAAACACCAGAAAUUAAAGAGGGUUCCCAAGAGUGUGUUAAGAAAUCAAUGGACUUGCAAGCAUCUUCACUGGCAACGUCACGAGGGUCUGUUGUGGCAACCACUGCAGUAAAGACUAUAUCAGAACAGGCUUCAGUGGCUGCGUAUUUGGGAAAUGAAAGUUCUCAAGAAGAAAAGAAACAAGCCAACAUGCCAAGUGCCUCCUCGUCUUCUCUACUUGGUCUCAGCUUAAAAAGGAGCAGGUUCACAAAGCCUAAGCCUAAUCUAUUUGCCGUGACCUCCAAAAUUAGGCACAGUUCUCCAAAACAAACAAUGUCCUCUGAGAAGAUCUUAUCUCAUAGCACUGAUGUGGACUGUGAUGUUGAACACUUGAGGAAGAAGAUAUCUUUCAAAGAACAAGAGAAGAAGGCUCAGCCGUGCUCUGUGAAUAUGGAAUCAGAAGAAACUCCUGUUAGUGCUUUAGUUCCUACUCAAAGUACUGAAGUGGAAAGCAAGCAAGUCUGCAGUGGAAAGCAAGCAACUGAUGUCUUUGAGCAGGAGCUUGUCCUCUCCAGUGUUUCCAGUUCUGAAAAAACACAUCUUGCGCCUAAAGAAACAGGAACCACUUGUGACGUGGAUAGGAGACCAUAUUGUUCACCUGAAGCAGAAGACCUCCAGAAGUUUUAUAGCUGCCCUCUUUCCACACAGUCUGCAGAACAGGAAACCACAGUGCAGAUGGUGGAUAACACUGAGGACAUUUGUACUCCUGCAAAAGUCAUCCAGCCAAGUGAACAUGGCAACAGUGGGGAGGAACCCACCUUCAUCUUGACUCUGUAUGAGAUCCCGGUCACUGAGGUCUACCCAGCUACAGCCACUAAUAACGACACUGUGAUGGUCCCACCUACUUUACCAUCUGAACCUGGCGGAGAACUUGCCCAACCAGCCAUAACACAAGACAAAUCUCAGCAAACCGUAAGACCUCAAGUAAAGAAUGAAGCCAGUGAAGAUGUGUCAGAUGCCUCAAAGGUUGAGAGUAAAGAAGAUCCAGAAUUGGUUCCACUGCAAACAGAAACAGAAGAUAUUCUAGAUGUUCCAAUAAAAGAAUCAAAGUCUGAGAGUGAAGAUGAUCCAGGAUUGGCCCCACUCGAGGGUAUGGAGCCUCAAUAUCAGAGCACACCAGUUCUAAUCCGGGUUUCAAAAUGCGUCGCCUCAAAGAGUAAAGUCGAUGCUUUACAGUGUAAGGAUGUUUCAAAAGAUGACACUCCAUAUGAAGAACCAAUAAAGGAGCAAAUGACAAAUAUUCCAAGAGCAUUACAUUCAACAGCAGUCCAGAGUGACUGUAAAACAACACUACCUGUGAAGAGAAGAGCCAAGAUUCAGGUGAAGCCCAGUCUGGUAGAGAGAAAGUCUGUUAGGAAGGAAUGCCCUAAACUGCCACAGACCAAUUCUCCAUCAUCAGCCGACCAAGAAACUGAGCUUAAGACAGAGGCUGAGACCUCAGCCAGGCGUGUCCGUAAAGACACUACAGUAAAACAUGACCUGGAGUCAAACACCAACAUCAAUAAAAGCCCCCUACCGACUGCCCACAAAGAGGACAACGAGAAGAGUGCUUUAAGUGUGAUGCCAACAACCACAGCUUCAUGUUUUGCUUCUCUGGAUUCUGAGGCAGCUGAAGCUGAGGACUGUGAGGGAGUUUCUCACAUGCUGUUGGCUGAUGUCUUUGUUCCAGUCUCUGAGGAGUUGGGUCAUGAUUUAAGUCAGGACUGGCAAGUACCUGGAGAAAGUCGUCUUCAUGAGGAGAAAGUCAGCCUUCCAAAUAUUCCAGAUGUUCAGUCUAAAAGAACUGAAAAGGAGGAAAAAACUAAGCAUGCAAAGCAAAGACGUGUCAAGACUGGCUCCACAAAAGCAGCAAAGAAACAGAAAGUAGACGUCUUGAACAUAAGUGCCACUGAAACGGUAGCAGGUCUCAAAGCCAAAGAGAAAUCAGAUUCUGAGACUACAGAAGAAGGCUUGCAGACACAGCCGAAGAUCAUGCCAUGCGCUGUAAAGGUCUCAAGAUGUACCGACUUCCAGCCAACUGAAACUGAAGGUGUUUCUCGGGUGUUUUUGCCUGACGUAUUAGUGCCUGUGUCUGAUGAAGAGAGGGAAGAUGCAAGUAUGGAUUUGAUGCAGUCAAAACAGACAGAACUUUUCAGUCCACCAUCAACUUCAUCGAAAAAGAAGUCGAUAUUGAAGGAGACCAAACCAAAAAGGAAAGAAUCCACUACAAGAAAGAAAGCUGGCAAAUUAAUGGGUAAGGUUCCAUUUACUAAACAAGAUGUCAAGCAAACCAAAUCUUCAGAAAGUGACGCACCUGAAUCAGAAGACAGUGGUUUAAAGCAUCAGCAAACUGCUCCGGGAAUGCGCCAGCUAAGGAUAACCUCUUGGGUGAAGCAGUCCGACCAGACUGGAACAAAACUAGAAGUACUAGACCUCUCGAAGACCUCCCGAAUAGAGACAUCAAGUUUACGAACCAAAGAUGUGGCUUCCUCUGAAAACGAAGACUCUGUUAAGAAAGAGGAGACCUGUGGAGAAGUUUCUCAGACUGUCCUACUUCCUGCGUCUGAGGACACUGCUGGGGAAUCAAGCACCAUCACCACCAAGACUUGUAAAGAGGAACCAUCAGUCUCACAGAAAAAUAAAGCACCCGUCACACGGAGAGCCAAGCUGCAGGUGAAGCCCACAAUACCAAAAACUCAAACACGCACUAAAGAUAAAGGUGACUCCUCAGAGAGUGAUCAACCCAAGUCAUCCCAGCCGCCCUCCUCACCCCUCCGGCAGCGCACCAGGGCAGCUUUAUUAAAGAAAGAGUUUGAGGAAACAUCUAAGAAUAAGCCAACAGAAGAUGCAUUUAAAUCAGGCAAAAAGAGUGCUAAAGUCGGCCAGCCUCGUGAAGAAGGACCUUCUUUUGAAGCAGGGGUUUUCUCAGGCUCCUCACCCCCGACUUCCUCAAAAGUAAGGGUCUGUACACGUACAUCCCCACCAGAAACUUCUCAACAGCUGAAGACCUCUCCUGGCAUAGCACCCAAAGAGGAUUCUCCCAAGUCUAGUGAUGACACUGAAGAUGAACCAUCCAGAGUAUCUCAGUUCUUCCUCUGUGAUAUCUUCACUGAAGUGGAGGAUGGGGACUAACUGAUAUACUAACAUAAACACUGUGAUUUAUACACCCUCCACCCCCCCACCCUACAUCAACAUAAACAGUUACCAAAGCAAGUGUUUCAGUAUGUUUAACUGAAGUAUUAUAUUUAAUAUUUUUAUUUGCCAUGAAAAUGCUGCAGUAUUAUUUUAAAGAUGGUCUAUAAUUACUAGAAGGUUCUGCUUAUUUCUGUUUAGUUACACUUGCUUCAUAUUUAUUUUGCUGUUAGAUAUUGGAAGCUUUUAUUUACAGUUGCCUUAUCGAUAUUAUUUUCUCUGUUGGUAAACAUUAUUAAACUAAAGUAUUACGGGUGAUUUAAUAUUGAAUGUAAUUGAAACAGGGACUGAUUUUUUGUUUCUUUUUCCUCAAAGUGCAAUGUGCCUAAUAUUUAUGACCAUGAAUGUGAAACUGUGGUUCCUUGUUAUGAAAAUUCCUUGUUGCCUUAUUUAUUUCUUGGUUAUUUAUUUUUAAACACUGCACUACUACAUGCAAUAUGUGGCACACUUAACUAAACAUUAAUUUCCUAACGCUUCACAUUUUCUCCAGUUUUAUUUUGUCACUAAAUAAUAAAUAAUGCAAUUUUUUGGCUUUUGGAAUCCAUUA
Molecule: messenger RNA, 8063 nt
Organism: Astyanax mexicanus (Mexican tetra)
Lineage: Eukaryota; Metazoa; Chordata; Actinopteri; Characiformes; Acestrorhamphidae
Product: transcription factor TFIIIB component B'' homolog
Exons: 39
Coding region: 104-7456 (2450 amino acids)
Biological process (GO): RNA polymerase III preinitiation complex assembly
Cellular component (GO): transcription factor TFIIIB complex
Molecular function (GO): TFIIIC-class transcription factor complex binding
Source: RefSeq, a predicted model, not a curated record